Messenger RNA from Symbiodinium sp. CCMP2592, 1545 nucleotides. Lineage: Eukaryota; Dinophyceae; Suessiales; Symbiodiniaceae. The record is from the annotation of a GenBank genome assembly.
AUGGCGCAGAGAACUGGACCUGUGAACAUCACCGAAGAGUAUAAUGAUGACGACUUGACCAUGCUCUUGGUUCCACAAGAGACAGUCGGUUUCGUUACGGGUCGAGGAGGCAAUUUUCUGCGCACUAUCGAAGAGGAGUGGGGCACCCUCAUGUUCUUCUGCGAAGUGGGCUCGGGCCGGCGGGACAAGGACUACGAGAAGCUCGCCAUCUUCGGUGACAUUCGCGGCCGGCGCGGCGCAGAGCUCAAGGUCUUGAGUGCCAUUGAGACGAAGAGUCCAGGCUACCUCGGCAAGAUUAAGCAUGAGGUCAUCGACCGUGACAAAGGCAAGGAUCCGGAAGGCACAUGGUCCACAGACACCAUGACCUUCCAGGAUGACGAGCUGUCGUAUGCCCUGGGCAAGCAGGGUGGCACCCGCAAGAAGCUUGAGCGAGCGUCAGGAUGCAUUGUGCAGUACGUUGGGCAUACUUGCCUCUUCUCUGGAACGCGCGCUGAGCGCCGCCGAGCCAAAGACUACAUGAAGUGGCUCUUCGCCCAGCUCGAGGGUCCAGUCUACGUGGACGGUUGGGAGGACCGUGACGACUGCUGUGUCGUACAUGUACCUUCGGACUGCAUCGGUUACAUUACUGGUAGCCGCCGCGCCACACUGGGCCGAAUGGAGGAAGAGUGGGGGACGCUCAUGUUCUUCAUGACAAAGGACGGAGACAAGGGCGGACGAGCCGGACAGGCGGAGAAGCUUAUCAUCUGCGGCAACGAGCGUGGCCGACGAGGUGCUGAGCUCAAAUGCAUGAACGAAAUUGAGAAGAAGGCGCCUGGGCAUUUCUCCAGGGGCCUGAGGGAAAAAUUCUCUGACAGCAGAGGGUUUGACACAGAUCGCAUGGCCAUCAAAGAAGAUGAGCUGAGCUAUGUCAUCGGAAAGGAAGCUGCCACGCAGAAGAAAAUCGAAAAGGCUGCUGGCUGCAUCCUACAGUUCGUUGGGCGCUAUGCGUUCAUGGCCGGUAUUGGAAAGGAGCGCCGCCGCUGCAAGGAGUACAUCGGCUGGCUGCUACAGCAAUUGAAAGGUGCCGUGACCAUACCAGAUGUGACAGACAGGGAGGACUGCACAGAGAUGCACAUUCCUGCGAAUUGCAAGGGCUGGGUCACCGGAAACCGGGGUUCCGAGCUUCGCCGCAUGGAGCACGAGACCUCCACUUACAUGUUUAUGGCCUUGGAUGGCCGUGGUGAUGAGCGGCUUUGCAUAUUCAGCCACGAAGCAGGAUCCAAAGUCGCCAACACGGGCCGCAUGGCAGCAGAGCGGCUUGUCAACGAGUUGGUACAGGAGAAGCUCCGCGGAGACGAGGACCGGGGCCGCUCGGAUUCUCGAGGUCGGAGCCCGCCGCGACGGCGUUCGGACUCACGUCGACGCUCUCCGUCGCGGUCUCGAAAUCGAUCGCCGCCGCGGCGGUCGCCCUCCUACAGGGGCGGAGGCGGAGGUGGAGGCGGGGCCGGAGGCGGACGCGGUCGCGGUCGUGACUCGCGUGCACGCAAUGACUCCAGGCGUCGCUGA